AUGUUUGAAUGGGAAAGUGAAGAACUUCCAAGAAGAUCUUCUGUUACAUCCAAAGACCAUUGCAACAAAACUGUAGACAUAUUCGAGGACGUUACUUCAUCGGAUGUCACCAAUCAGAAUAUCGGACGUCCUUUAGCAUGUUGGUACCGUUUUCGUAGUCUACAUGGUUCGCCAAGAGAUUUUGUCCUUCAGCUACGUUUUAAAAAAAUCAAAGUUGGCCACUAUCAUCAAUGCCACCACUGUGAUGGAGGAUUUUUACAGAUUGUUGAUGGUAAUGCCAAAACGGACGUAUCGAAUCGACGAGAACCGGAAAUGUUUUGCGGUGGAGCCGAACAACCACAAACGUUCAUUAGUGAAACGAGCUAUGUCAAAGUCCUCUUCCAUACCGAUAUUUUCACGGAUCAGCCCCGUGUCGUUGACAGAGAGCAGCAGCAAGCAAAAGCAUAA
Molecule: messenger RNA, 447 nt
Organism: Episyrphus balteatus (marmalade hoverfly)
Lineage: Eukaryota; Metazoa; Arthropoda; Insecta; Diptera; Syrphidae
Exons: 4
Coding region: 1-447 (148 amino acids)
Source: RefSeq, a predicted model, not a curated record